Electrophorus electricus (electric eel) is the source of this 1661-nucleotide messenger RNA. RefSeq names its product excision repair cross-complementation group 1 (gene ercc1). Lineage: Eukaryota; Metazoa; Chordata; Actinopteri; Gymnotiformes; Gymnotidae. Gene Ontology annotation, cellular component: ERCC4-ERCC1 complex; nucleotide-excision repair factor 1 complex; nucleus. The record is from RefSeq and is a predicted model, not a curated record. Gene Ontology annotation, molecular function: single-stranded DNA binding; damaged DNA binding. Gene Ontology annotation, biological process: UV-damage excision repair; mitotic recombination.
ACAUGUUUAUAAUUUUUAAUUGUAAAAAAAAAUGCACAUAACUCUCUGAGGUAAAAAAAAAAAAAAAAUGAUGAUGAUGAUGGUGAUGAUGAUGAUGACCUACUGAAUGUGUUUUGGAAUGUGGACAUAAGGGCUGGACCGUCCGGAGAAGAAAACUGUAGAAAUCCGCAAUACAACCAUGAAAAUAACACAAAAUAAAAGACUCUGGCGCCACCUUGAGGACUAUACAGGCAAUGCCCAUCGACUUCUCUGUGCUCAACACAAGCCCUGGCUGCUUGUAGCUCCUCUGGCGAUAGUUUGUACUGAUAGAGUCCCUUUCACUUUAGCUAGCUAGCUACACGAGUGGGAAUGGAGAACAAGAAAUUUAAAAUAAAUCUGGACGAUUCUGCCUUCAGCAGGGAAAGAGUUCCGGUGGCGUCUCUUUUCAAGCCCUCGUCAAAAGCAGACCAAGGGGAGUCCUUGUCAACCCACAGCGCCCCGGAAACUGCUGGGCUACCGUUAACCUACGCAGAGUUCAUAGUUAAGAGCAAAACCAGAGGUGCUUUGGAAGGUGCCCAUGGCGAAAGGUCAGCAGACCCCCCUCAGACUGUCGUGCGACAUUCAGGUGUUGGGGGUCCCACGUGUGAGACAAUUCCAAAACGUCCAGCAGUCCUCAGGACACCUCAGGCCGAGGCAGGAGAGAAAGACGGUCCAACUCCUGUUUCAGAGAGGCAGGAGGAGAAUGAAGGUCAAAGCACAGAGGCGUGCAGCAGUACGGCACAUCUGUUGGGAUCGGGGAACGGCAUUAUUGUCAGCCCCCGACAGAGAGGAAACCCUAUUCUAAAGUUUGUGAGAAGUGUUCCAUGGGAGUUUGGAGAAGUAGUGCCUGACUAUGUCUUGGGCCGAACAACAUGUGCUCUCUUUCUCAGUCUGCGGUACCAUAACCUGAACCCGAACUAUAUCCAUGAUCGGUUGAAACGGCUGGGGCAGGCCUUCACCCUCCGCGUGCUGCUUGUGCAGGUCGAUGUGAAAGACCCUCACCAUGCGCUGAAGGAGCUGGCCCGGAUAUGCAUCAUAGCUGACUGCACACUCAUCCUGGCCUGGAGCCCAGAGGAAGCAGGACGUUACUUGGAGACAUAUAAAUCUUACGAGAAGAAGCCUGCAGAUCUUCUUAAAGAACAAGUAGAGAAAGAUUACUUAUCCAAGGUCACUGAUUGUCUGACCACAGUGAAGUCCAUUAACAAGACUGAUGCCAUCACUCUUCUGUCCACAUUCUCUUCUCUGGAGGGCAUCAUUAAUGCAUCAAAGGAAGAGCUUGUUCUGUGUCCUGGGCUCGGCCCUCAGAAGGCAAGAAGGCUAUAUGACGUGCUUCACCAGCCCUUUCUGAAGUCCAAAAAGAAAGAAAGCUGAUGAUUUGGACAUUGGUUUCCAGUGCCUGAUGUGGUCCAGACCUUGAGGAUGGACCUUGAGUCUCUCCACUCCCAGUAUACACUGCUAGCAUAUAAAGGUCUGUGUGAUCUCAAGGGCUUAGGUCCUGUCCCAGUCCGAGAGCAGGACAGAGAAAAAGCUGCAGUCUGUGUAGUGUGCGCUGGAGUGCAUAUACCAGCAAAACAUUUGAUUUUAAGUUUAAAUUAUGCCUCUGAAAAUAAAACAUUAUUUUUCUGUACAUUACUUUUUGUUUG